This is a messenger RNA of Mytilinidion resinicola, 681 nucleotides long. RefSeq lists its product as uncharacterized. The coding region runs from base 1 to 681 and encodes 226 amino acids. The record is from RefSeq and is a predicted model, not a curated record. The transcript is spliced from 2 exons. NCBI's taxonomy places the organism in Eukaryota, Fungi, Ascomycota, Dothideomycetes, Mytilinidiales, Mytilinidiaceae.
AUGGGCGUGGCUGACGAGAAGCGAACCACUCGCCGGCCGCCACCCUCCUCCUCCCGCCCUACACCACCCUCUCCCUCACGAUGUUUCGAGGCGCAGUCCCGUUUGGGGGCCAAGCAGCCGUUCCAAGCUUCGACGACACCCUCCCGUCCAACGGUUCCCCCGACCGACAGCGACAGAGCGGGCAGCCGCAGACGCGGUGGAGAUGAAGCCGAGGACUCCCGGUUCAGCAGCAACCAUCAGCACAGCGUCGCCCUUCCAACGCUCGCCCGCCCCAGCAGUUCCCCGCGCCCUUUUGCGGCAGGAGUCAUCGCGGGUAUGGGCACAGGAGCGUCUGAGGAGUCGCGGGUCGAGGGGUGCGAGGGCGCUGGCGAAUGGUGUGCCUCUAGCGCGUGUUUUGCGUCUCCUGUCGUCAUGAGCUCCUCGUCGGUGCCAGGUCUGACCGCCUUCGCACCGCCUGCGCCUGAGGACGGGGGUCUUGGGCAAGGCAGCAGACAGGGGGGAGCCCUAGGAGCAAUUGUGGGGGCGUCCGGCACCCUGCAAAGCGCAUGCAAGUCCCAGGCUCCCAUCGCGCUAGCUCCGCAGCCCAUCAGGCAUAUAUCUCGACGCUCGCUGCCACCUUUCCAGAACCCAGAAUCGCCCACCAUAAAUCCAGCACCAGUCCCCGACCCAGUUGACCUCUGA